This is a messenger RNA of Nematolebias whitei (Rio pearlfish), 1368 nucleotides long. RefSeq names its product aldolase b, fructose-bisphosphate (gene aldob). The record is from RefSeq and is a predicted model, not a curated record. Bases 98 to 1192 code for a protein of 364 amino acids. Gene Ontology annotation, cellular component: cytosol. The transcript has 9 exons. Lineage: Eukaryota; Metazoa; Chordata; Actinopteri; Cyprinodontiformes; Rivulidae. Gene Ontology annotation, molecular function: fructose-1-phosphate aldolase activity; fructose-bisphosphate aldolase activity. Gene Ontology annotation, biological process: fructose 1,6-bisphosphate metabolic process; glycolytic process.
ACAGCUUUUCACUCACUUUCAGUCUGAUUCAUCAGGCUGAUCACCUCUGGGAGGCAAAGUGUGUUUACCAUCGUCUCUGUCUGACAAAACCAACAAGAUGACUCAUCAGUUCCCUGCGCUGUCCCCGGAGAAGAAGAAGGAGCUGGCUGACAUUGCCCAGAAGAUUGUGGCUACAGGAAAGGGGAUCCUGGCUGCAGAUGAAUCGACAGGCACCAUGGCCAAGCGGCUGCAGAAGAUCAAUGUGGAGAACACUGAGGAGAACCGCCGCUUCUACCGCGACAUCCUUUUCUCCUCUGACCCCUCCAUCGCCAACAGCAUAGGCGGGGUCAUCUUCUUCCACGAGACGCUCUACCAGAAGUCAGACAGCGGGAAGCUUUUCCCCCAGCUCAUCAAGGAGAAGGGGAUUGUUGUUGGCAUCAAGGUCGACAAAGGCACAGCUGCUCUCGCUGGAACAGAUGGAGAGACCACCACACAAGGUCUUGACGGCCUCUCAGAGCGAUGCGCCCAGUAUAAGAAGGACGGCUGCGACUUUGCUAAAUGGAGGUGUGUGCUGAAGAUCUCGGGCAGCUGCCCAUCAGCACUCGCCAUAGCAGAGAACGCCAAUGUUCUUGCCAGAUACGCCAGUAUAUGCCAACAGAACGGCCUGGUGCCCAUCGUGGAGCCAGAGAUCCUGCCUGAUGGUGACCACGACCUGCAGCGGUGCCAGUACGUCACAGAAAAGGUCCUGGCUGCUGUCUACAAGGCUCUGUCGGACCACCACGUGUACCUGGAGGGCACAUUGCUGAAGCCCAACAUGGUCACUGCCGGACACUCCUGCACUAAGAAAUACACCCCGGAGGAUGUUGCCUUGGCCACAGUGAUGACUCUGAGACGCACUGUCCCCUCUGCAGUGCCUGGCAUCUGCUUCCUGUCUGGUGGUCAGAGUGAGGAGGAGGCCUCCCUCAACCUGAAUGCCAUCAACCAGGUGGCCCUCUGUCGCCCCUGGAAGCUGACCUUCUCUUACGGACGAGCACUUCAGGCGUCUGCUCUUUCAGCGUGGAUGGGCAAAGCUGCCAACAAGGCAGCAGCCCAGCAGGUUUUCUGCCAGAGGGCCAAGAUCAACGGCUUGGCUUCCAAAGGAGAGUACAAGCCUGCCGCCACAGCUGACAAGGCCUCCAUGAAGUCUCUGUACACUGCCAGCUAUGUCUAUUAAACACCGCGAACACUUAAAAUAAAAUAGAACCAAAACAAAUGGACCAAAUCUGCCCCCUCAGCUUGAUGAUCAGUUUUUGUGUACCACGCCUAGAUGACUUCCACCAACAUGUCAAGCUGCUGUUUGUCUACUCGAUGAAAUAACUGGAAAUAAAUUAAAAGCCCCAAAACAUCUGG